UGUGAGAAACUAUAGUGAGUAGAGAACAUUGUGGACGAAGCACAGUGCAGUUGUCGCGAUUUUUGGCCAGGAACGAAGAGCAUGGAGAAGAAGACGAUGAUCGGUGAUUUGAGCUGAGACCUUUUUCCCAUCUCUGGCGAUCUUUUUUGUCAUUAGAGUUCCAACCACAACUAGCCAGAGUGAAGGGCUUUUCCUUCCAUCUCCGGAGAUUCCCGUAACCAUGACCAUCCGCCAGAUCCAAUCGUUGCCACCAGUAAUCCUUGACUCCAGUCCUGAUUUAGCAUCGAUUCCAAUCCUGCAACAUUGUCAAUUCCAACCAACCUCCUACACAUGGAUCCACGACGAUUCUGCUCUUUUCGUCAAAUCUGAGACAACAUGAGCUUGGGAGUUCCCGACAGGAAGCAUUUUCAAGGUGAAUGAACACCAUCUUAAGGCAUUCCAUGAAGGAGUUGAGGAGACAUUCAAGGAGAAGAUGAGCUUUCAAGAUGCAACUACCCAACUUGAAAGGGGAGUGUGUUCUUUUUCAUUUCUUAUUUCCUUUCUUUCCCAUUUUUACAUAUGCAUGUUUGCUCGACUUUAGGUCGUUUAGUUUACUUAGUUUCAAUUUUGUGUGGUUGAAUAAGAAUCUCCUUGUGUGCUUCCUAGUAAUGUUUUUAGAGUUGUAAAAGUUUCUUAAAUUCGAUUGUCAAGUACUAGAUCAUUUGGCAUGAGUGGAUAAUCUACUUGCAUAUUUUCGGUUAGUAAGGUGAUGGAUCUUGUUUUGAACGAUUGAGUUUGAUGAUCAUGAAUACCUAGUGAGGACACUACUUCAAGCCUACAUUUUAUCUUCUUGUUGUGGGUUAUGCAUUUACAACAUGGAAAGUCUAGAAUUUGAAUUUGUUUUGCUUCUAUUUGAAAUUACAAUAACAUAUACAUGCAUGUAGUUUUGGUUAAGGUGGAUAGCCAGAAGCCUUAGCUGGGUAAACUGAUGAAUAGCCAGAAGUCAGUAUACUCGAUAAAGGACUUUUAUGUCUAGACGUUGGGAGAUAGCUAUACAGGAUUGGUAUACAAAAGCACCUACUGCAAACCUUGAGUACCUUGACCUUGCAAACUCAAAACCUACCACUAAGGAACUAGCUCAUAAUUUAGCAGUCAUAUUUGAUAGGUUAAGUCUGUCAAACAGAGUGAAUCUCAAAAACUUUAAGCAAAUCCAGGAGGAAGUCGAGCUGUUAAGGGAAGAAAAUCGUAAGCUAGUAAAAGAAAUCAAAACUUUGACUAAAGAAGUCAUACAGGAUAGAUCUGUAACAGAAAAACAGCUUGAAAAAAUAACUGUACAAAUCACUGAAAAACAUAAGCAGGAAGCUAGACAAGUUGUGUCCCUUUUUGAACAACUAAAAAGGAAACUUGAUCUAGUAGAAGCUUCAUUACAGAAGAUAGGGGCUUGGGCCUCUUCAUGAGCUACAUAAAUACACAGAGUACAAGCUCUUACAGGGAAGCCCUUCAAGCAACCGAAGCCAUAGAAGCGCCUGCUCUCGGAUUCUAUAGACCUGCAGAUCACAAAGGAGCAAUUAGUGGAACAAUCGCCUCAAUUAAGCAGGCCAACACUCAGAUCCAACUAUUAGUCACAAUAUUUGAGAAGCUUGAAAAUUUGGAAGAUCGAAUUCGAAGAAUUGAAGAAAGGACAAAAGUGAGCCAAGAGGUAAAUCUACCAGAAGCUAUUGUUCAAGAAUUAUCUAAUAAAAUCAAAGGCUUAUCUCUUAAAGAAAAGGCAAGUGAAGGACAAGGGAAGCUGCUAGUAUUUAAAGACCCUUAUAAGCUUUUUCAAGAAUAGAAGAAAAGAUGACUACCAGAGCAGAUCCUCCAGUAGCUACAAACUCAAGAACAAAUACCGAAGGAGUAUCUCUCUUUGAAGAUCAAGUACGAAACUAUAGGCAAAAUCAAAGAAGAAGAUAUAUGGCUGGAAGGGCAUUGCAAAGGAUGGCACGAAGAAUAACAGGCAGAGAACCUUAUGAAUACACUCUUGAACAGCAAUUAGAUCCUCAGGUACAAUUAAGACAAUCUAUGCAGGAGAGAGCUGCCUUAGUACCUGCUGAAGUUCUUUACCAUUCCAGAAGGGAUGAUGCGCACCACAGUGUGUAUGUACACAGAUCGGAAGAAGCUAUUCUAGUUACAACCAAUCAAAUUGACAGAUCUUUUAUUCAAGAAGAGAGUUUUCAUCAACUUCAAAGAAGCAGAAUGAGAUUCAUCCAUAUGGGAAUCAUACAAGUUAGAGUCCAAAUUCUUCACCGACAAGAAGAAGGAACUUUAUUAUUAGUGGUAUUUCGUGACAACAGAUGGCGGGGAGAUCAAGCAAUAUUUGCUGCGAUGGAAAUUGAUCUCACACACGGAAGCCAAUUAGUGUACGUAAUCCCUGAUACAAUGCUAACUAUAUCUGAUUUUUAUCAAAAUAUACAGAUAUCUAUUUUAGCAAGGGGAUACGAAGGCUGGCGCAAUGGUGAAGCUAAUAUCUUGAUUACACGAGGGAUGGUUGGACGAUUAUCCAACACACCAAAUGUUGGAUUUGCAUAUGAAGUCCAAAAUGUUGUUGAUUAUCUUGCCAGCCAUGGAGUUAGAGCUUUACCUGGAAGACGAUAUAGCACAAGCGAAUUUAUGGGGCAAAAUUGGAUCAUUCGACCCUCUACUAUAAAUAUCCCACUUCAACCCACGGAGGUAACCACUAAUACUCUUAUUGAUGGCAGAAUUUCAAUGCAAUUUGAAAAUUAUCAGACAGCAAGGACAGCAAUGCAACCAGAAUACAAUAAUGCGGAUCAAGAAAUUGAUAAUGAUGAAGAAAGAAUGCAUUUAGUAGCCGUCCUCGUUUCUGAACAAGAUCAUCUAGUUGCGGAACCUGAGGAAGUCCUUUAUAUUAAAAAGGGAAGUAUAACUGCACAAACUCCAAGGAGAGCAUCAAAGGGUGCAGCAGGAUAUGAUUUAGCCAUUGACAAAGAUUAUGUUAUUUCACCACGAGGGCAAGAAUUAUUAAGCACAGGAAUAAGUAUACAAGUUCCUGAAGGUACUUAUGCAAGGAUUGCAGCCCGAUCAAGUUAUGCAUUUCAAGGACUGAUUAUAGGAGCUGGCGUUGUUGAUUCAGACUUCAGAGGUGAAGUAAAAAUUAUUGUAUAUAAUUUCUCUGACAACACUUUAUUUCUCAAAGCAGGAGAAGCUGUGGCACAACUUAUUCUUGAAUGUUAUAAAACUCCUAUGGUAAUGCCUGUCCGUGAACUAAAUAUGACCUCUAGAGGGGAAAGAGGUUUUGUCUCAACCACUCCUGAUAAGGAACAACGUAUAAAGAUACAGAAAAACGAAGAAAUGAGUUAUUACAAGCAAGGAACCAAAAGCAGCAAAUGACCUUGGACAACAAAAGAUCCUCCAUAACUUCAAAACAGUAUAGGCAGGAGAUUUUUAAUGAAGGCUUGAAAUAUUUUACACCUGACAAUAUUUGGGAUCUACUUCAACCACACUCUUCUACUUCAGUCGAAGAGCCGGAGUAUGUUGACUUCCUGGAUAAACAUCAUUUUCUAUGUACCAACCCUGAAGACGAAGAAACUCCUGACGAUGAUUAUAUACAAUACCUGCAGUACUUAAUGUUGGCACCAGGUACUUCGGUUACUAAUUCUGCUGAUGAUUUUACCAAUCCUUUCGCAGCAGUAGGUGGUGGGAAGGAAACGGAGUUGUUCCUUGCUGCAGGACAAGAAAUAGAAGAAACUUGGCUCAUGGACUACCCACAAUUACAACAAUUGUCUGAGCAAAUUUAUUCUCAAGAGGCUGUUUCUCAGUACUGACCUCCUAUUGAUACUACAAUGAACCCAGUCGGAUAUCCGCCAACCAGACCCAAACCGGAGCCAAUAAGUGUUGCAAGGGAGCCAUCUCAAGGUUAUUAGGGUAAAGGACGUUUCAAAGCAACUGAUGUUUCUGAAUGGUGGAAUUUACCAUCAGCACAACAACAAACAGGGGCAAUAUUAACUCUCCCAACACAGUUAGGAAAAAUCGAAGAAGUAUUUUUACGAUGGGAAGCUAUUACAAAAAAUGUUGUUGCUCUUCAAAAUUUUGCAGAUACUCAAGACAAAGCAGAUUUUAUUGAGAAUCUAUUGGGAGAAUCUGAGCGAUUAACAUGGAUACAAUGGCGAAUGACCUUCCCCAAUGAAUAUGCUGAAUUAGUCAGAUCAGCAGAUGGACGCAAUGGUACGCAAAAUUUAAUAUCUCAAAUAAGACGUAUUUUUAUUCUUGAAGACCCAUUCCAAGGAUCCACUGAAAUGCAAGAUAGGGCGUACCGAGAUCUUGAAAGAUUAACUUGUUUACAAGUCAAAAAUGUUAUUCCUUUCAUGAAUGAAUAUAUGAACUUGGCUGCAAAAACAGGACAUUUAUUCACAGGGCCUGAAUUAUCACAAAAAUUUUGGCUAAAGCUACCCGGAGACUUGGGAAAGAGAAUUAAGCAAGCCUUUGAGGAAAUGUAUCCAGGUAACACUAUGGGGGUACACCCUCGCAUUAUUUUUGCAUAUAGAUAUUUAGAGGAGGAAUACAAAAAGGCUGCCUUUAGCAGAUCCUUGAAAGAUUUGUCCUUCUGUAGUCAAAUUCCUAUACCAGGUUUCUAUCAGGAUUCAAAAAGAAGAUAUGGAGUCAGAAAAUCAACAACCUAUAAGGGCAAGCCUCACCAAUCUCAUGCCCGUAUAGAAAAGAAGAAACACUUAAUCCGAAAUAAAAAGUGUAAAUGUUUUCUUUGCGGAGAAGAAGGCCACUUUGCUCGAGAUUUGCUUUAUAAAAACACAAAAAGAGUUGCCAUGUUUGAAGGAUUGGAACUUCCUGAAGAUUACGAAAUAAUGUCCGUGCAGGAAGGAGAAGAACAGUCAGAUGCAAUAUAUAGUAUUUUUGAAGGGGAAGACAACCAGGUAUUGUCUUUAGCAACAGAAUACUUAUGUGUUUUUAUAGAGGCAAGAAAUUGUUAUAUGAUAGGGAAGCAUGGAGGAUGGCAACCAAUGGUUAGAGUCACAAAGGAACAACAUGAUUGCACUCACAUAUGGUUAAUCAAUGAUGAUAUUCCAUAUCCUUAUGAGAAAUGCCAUUGCUGCAAAAGGGAGACUAUGCGGAAGCAUCGAGCACAUUGCACUCUUUGCAAAAUAACAACCUGUGGUAUGUGCUCAGACAAUUAUUUUAAUAUGCAAAUACCUGUACAACGUACAACAUCUAUUCCUUAUAAUCCUACAAGCCUAAUUAAAGAGCAGCAAGUUUAUAUAGCCUGGGCAGAAGCUGAAAUUACCAGGCUGCAACAGGAGGUUGAGACAUCUCAUGCAAUGGCUGAACUCCAGAUUAGUCAGAUAAAAAGAGAAUUCCAAAAGGUAAAGGAGGAAUUUCUUAUGCAAGCAUCCGCAGACAGAUUAGAAAUUGAUACUGAAAUUGAAGAACUGAGGUUCAAAAUAGAUGCUCUAGAAUUAGAAAAUAGAGAUUUGAAGAAAUUACUGCACAAUCAAAAUGAAGAAGUAAAUAUGUUUAUCACUGAAGGAAGGGAAAAGGUGUUUUCAGCUGAAGAAGCUUCUUUACCGAAGAAAAGAACAAAUGGACUCUUCAAUCUCGAAGUGGAAAUCUAUAUUCCAGGUAUCAAAGAAUUUAAAGUUCAUGCUAUUCUUGAUACAGGUGCAACCACAUGCUGUAUUGAUCAGGGAUCUAUUCCAAUUGAAGCCAUUGAGGAUAACACUUUCGUAGUAAAUUUCAGUGGUAUCAAUUCUAAAACAACAGCCAACAAGAAGUUAAAUAUGGAAAUAUGAAGAUUGGGGAUCAUUCUUUCCGCAUACCCUACACAUAUGCUUUUCCCUUAUCUAUAGGAGGCAACAUUACAAUGAUUCUUGGCUGUAACUUCAUCAGAUCCCUUUAUGGCGGUAUUCGUAUUGAAGGCGAUGAGGUAACAUUUUAUAAAAAUAUCACCACUAUUAAAACUCAUCAGAAUAUUGUUUCAACAGCAGCAAUCGAAGAGCUUGACCUAGAAGAGGAGGAAUACUAUCAGAUAAAGGAACAAGUUUGCACUUGGCAAGGUGAACCAAAUAUUAAAGGAAUUAUCAAGGAAUUAUCUGAUACAGGCUACAUUGGCAAUGAUCCUAUGAAAUACUGGUCAAAGAAUCAAAUCAAAUGCACACUGGAAAUCAAAAAUCCAGAUUUGAUUAUUGAGGAUAGACCCUUAAAACAUGUCACUCCUCAAAUGCAGGAUUCAUUCAGAAGACAUGUCCAGGCUCUCCUAGAUUUAAAGGUUAUUAGACCAAGCAAAAGCAAGCACCGCACCACAGCCAUAAUAGUCCAUUCAGGAACCACUAUAGAUCCUGCAACCAAGAAGGAGAUAAAAGGAAAAGAAAGAAUGGUCUUCAAUUACAAAAGGCUUAAUGACAACACCCAUAAAGACCAAUAUAGCUUGCCAGGGAUCAAUACCAUCAUCAAGCGAAUUGGAGGAAGUAAGAUCUAUUCUAAAUUUGAUCUAAAGUCCGGAUUUCAUCAAGUAGCCAUGGACCCAAGUUCUAUUGAAUGGACUGCCUUCUGGGUACCUGAUGGAUUGUAUGAAUGACUAGUAAUGCCAUUUGGGCUCAAAAAUGCACCAGCCAUUUUUCAGAGAAAAAUGGACAAUUGUUUUAAAGGUACGGAAGCAUUUAUAGCAGUUUAUAUUGAUGACAUACUUGUUUUUUCCAAAACAGAAGAAGAGCAUAAGGAGCACCUCAAAACUAUGCUUAAGAUAUGCAGAGCCAACGGGCUAAUCCUAAGCCCUACAAAAAUGAAAAUUGGUAGUUCAAAUAUUGAUUUUCUUGGGGCAACUAUUGGGCAGGCAACUAUUAAACUUCAACCUCAUAUAAUCUCUAAGAUCGCUGAUUUUAAUGAGCAGGAGCUUUCUACAACCAAGGGUCUUAGAUCUUGGUUAGGCCUUCUAAAUUAUGCCAGGGGUUAUAUUCCCAACCUUGGGAAAUUAUUAAGUCCAUUAUAUUCAAAGACAAGCCCUACUGGAGAAAAAAGGAUGAACUCACAAGACCUAAAGCUAAUCAGGAAGAUCAAGAAGAUAAUCACUGAAUUGCCAGAUCUCUCAAUUCCCCCAGAAACAUGUUAUAUAAUUAUUGAAGCUGACGGUUGCAUGGAAGGCUGGGGAGGAAUAUGCAAGUGGAAGAUGAAAAAAUAUGAUCCAGCAUCAGAAGAAAAAGUAUGCGCAUAUGCUAGCGGCAAAUACUCCCCAGGAUGAUGAAGGAUUUUUUACCUCACUCUUUGAUUUUCUUUUCCAUUCAAAGUUCUACAGUUCUACUUUUCUCUCAUCAUUCUUGCUUGAUCUUAUUUCAUUGGAAGUGUUGGAUUAUUCUUGAUGAGUUUCAUUGUCCGAGGCGGCCAAAGUUCUCAGUGAGUGUCAACUUCUUAGAAAACUUGCCUUUGAGCCGGAUUUUUUAUUUCUGGAUAUGCAUGUUCAAGCUAUGUAAUUGGUUCGAGAGAAUGCUGGUGAAUAGAUUAAAGUUUAUUGGAAAAGGUCGACAACUUACAGGGAAUCGAGCAGGAAAAGGAUCGUGAUAGAGAAGCGAAGGCAUCAGUUAUUAGAGCUUAUUGAAAAAAACAAACAGAGAAGACAAAAGUUCCAGUUGGGAUCACAAGUAAACUGUUUAAUGGCUGUAAUUUGGAGGAAGUUUGCUGUUUUUUGUUUUUCUCUUCUUGGUUAAAGCUAUUGGUGUCGUAUUAACUGGAACUGCACAAACAAUACCUAGCACAUCAUAUGGAGGCUGAUUAGCAACCUGGACUGUUUUGUGCCAAUCCAAUCUGCAAUUCUCUGAAUGGAUUCAACCAAAAUUCACAGAAAAUUGUUGAGUUGAAUUCUUGAGUUUCUUAAUUGAUGUUUAUGUGUUGUUAGGGAGUUCAGAACAAUGAGCUAAUUGUGUUUACUUACUUUGGUCUAUGCAAGGACUUCAGUUCUAAGUUGUGACAAAUCAGAGGUGAAGCAAGGAAAUUAAGGGCAUUUUCAGAAAACAUUUUUAGAGUGCUGCUGAAGAAUGCAUGAAUUCUGUUGUUUAACUUGUUAAGCUUAUCUUGCUGUUGUAGUUGCUUAGGGAACUGAUCUAUUAGUUUAAGGAAGCAUAACAUUUGUGAAGAUAUCAUAACCUCUCCUCAAUGGAGCAUGCAUACUUGGUAGACAAUGGAACCAUCCGUUAUCUGGAAUUGACAAUGCAGGAGAAUGCAUUGUAAAAAAAAAACUUGAAGAACUGUUGUGUAUCAAGUCUGUUUUGGAGGUUUCUAAUCAGUAAGUAGUCCAAGUGAAAUUGAUGAUCUUCCAUUACUAUUUGGUGUCCCAAUCUUUUCAAGUCUUCCAUGAUUUUAAGUAUGCAACUAUAAUGGAUGAGAAUUCCGAAUUAGUUGGAUUAAGUUGCUGAACGUAUUGUGUAGUGAAGUCCUGGUUGCAGAUGCUAAGAUUGAUGUUAGUAGGGAAUUGGUGGUCUCCAGAACUCAACAGAACUUUAAGUUUCUGAAAAAUCAGUUGUACGAUUUUGGAUGAAGAGUUAACUGAUGCAUGAGUAUGGGUUAAGGAAAAUAUUGCUGUGAGUUCAGUGGUUUUUCACCCAUACAAUUAAAAGGAAUAGCAAAGAGGUCAACUGGAGUUCUGAAUCUGUACCAGCAAAAUAAAAUCUGUUUUAGUGCCAAUUCUUUAUGUGGAAUUAAUACCAGUAACAACUUGAAUUCAAGUUUCCAUCUAUUCAGUGUUGAAUGAUAUCCUUUUCCGAACUUAACUCUUCAUGAUCCAAGCUGAAAUAAUUUUGAAUUCAGAAUACUGAAACUCAAGUCUGAAGGGAAGAAAAAAACUGGAAUUCAGAAAUCAGUUGCAUUGCUGGGAUUAUGUGGUAUGAAUUCUAAACUGGAUUUUUGAAUUUCUGAGGUGUAUCAUUUGGUGUUCCUUCUUUUCCAAUGCCUCACCUGAUUCAAACCCUGGACCUCUUAAAAUCUAAAUUCAUGGAACUGAUUUUCAUUCAUAAUCAGUGAAGAGUCUAGGUGUGGCUCUUAAAUUCUUAAUUGUUACUUGGUGCUCACUUUUAGUCAUCCGGCCAUGAAUCCAGAGCUGGCAACCCCAGUGACCUUGAUCUCUGAAUUUUCCAGAUAACCUGCAGUGCAGGAAAAGCAGGAAAGGAGUCAGGGGGUAAUAGAACUGUCAUGAGUUGAAAUUUGAGGAAUUGUUGUAGAAUGAAUGGAUUCUUCACCCAUGCAAUAAGAAUGAAGUUCUCAAGCCAUGCAUGAUUUAGCCUUAGAUCUAUUUGAAUCUGAAUUUCAGAGGUUGAACUCCAAUUUUGGAGUUUUUUGGUUGUGUGGGUUCAUUAGAAAUAGUGACACGUUGAAGAGUAUCAAGUUGAGAAGGUAGAGUACCAAGAUCUUCGGAUAGCUAUCUGUUCAGAAGGAAACUUAACUAAAUCUCUUGUUCUAUCAUUGGAUAAAUGGUGUUCCUUGUUUUUCAAGUGCUUAUCAAAUUGGUUACUCAACAGGAUUAUUGUUCCUAAACUUCCACUUCAUUCGCUCUUCAUCUUUGGCCUAUUUUUCUUGUUCAUCCUAUUCUCCUUCUUAAUUUUUAAUAAUCCUUUUGAUUCAUGCUAUUUGUGUGUGCUAUAGUGGUGGAGGAUUAGAAAAUGAGCAAAUAUAUGGUAGCGAAGUGUUACGAGUUGCAUUGAGUGGAACUCCAACUCCGUGCAUGAUUAGAUGUGUGAUAGUGACAGUAAACAUUUAACCGUUGAGAUGUUAUCAUUCGAGCUGUUGAAGUUACCUUGCUUGUUGAUUAAUGUAGGAAGUGAAUCUGUAAAUGUUUGAUCUUUUUGAUAGUCAUGGAUAAUUACCUUUUCACUAUUCUAAAGAUAUUGCUAAGGA
This is a messenger RNA of Zingiber officinale, 9864 nucleotides long. RefSeq lists its product as uncharacterized. The record is from RefSeq and is a predicted model, not a curated record. Lineage: Eukaryota; Viridiplantae; Streptophyta; Magnoliopsida; Zingiberales; Zingiberaceae. Gene Ontology annotation, biological process: dUTP catabolic process; dUMP biosynthetic process. The transcript is spliced from 2 exons. Bases 4146 to 5777 code for a protein of 543 amino acids. Gene Ontology annotation, molecular function: magnesium ion binding; dUTP diphosphatase activity; nucleic acid binding.